UUUAAAACUAUGUGGAAUCUUGGACAACAUUUUUAAAACUCUUGCACAUGGGUUUAGAUCUUGUCAACACCUUGAGGAGAUCAUAUUGUCUUGGAAUAGUAUUGGUGAUGAAGGGGCCUGUGCUCUAGCUACUGAGUUAAAUCACAUGCGGAAACUAAGGAUUUUGGAUCUGGAGAAGAACCAGAUUACAAAACAAGGGGCAGAAUCAGUUACCCAGGCUCUGAUCAGCUGCCUCAGGAUACAAGUUGUUCG
Molecule: messenger RNA, 252 nt
Organism: Bombina bombina (fire-bellied toad)
Lineage: Eukaryota; Metazoa; Chordata; Amphibia; Anura; Bombinatoridae
Product: ran GTPase-activating protein-like
Exons: 3
Biological process (GO): activation of GTPase activity; nucleocytoplasmic transport
Cellular component (GO): nucleus; cytosol; perinuclear region of cytoplasm
Molecular function (GO): small GTPase binding; GTPase activator activity
Source: RefSeq, a predicted model, not a curated record